AUGCCGGUGUCAAGGUUCUUCGGGAGAAGAGGCCUGCCGGAGAAGGUGUACAGCGACAACGCCACGAACUUCGUAGGAGCGUGCAACGUGCUGAAGGAGCUGAGCGAAGCGUUUUACCGCAGUCGGGACGAGCUGAGCGGAUACGCGGCUCAGAGAGGCGUCGAGUGGUGUUUCAUACCGCCGAGGUCACCACACUUCGGAGGACUUUGGGAAGCAGCCGUCAAGUCCGCCAAAACCCGGUUGCUGCGAGCAGUCGGCAACGCCAAGCUCACAACGGACGAGUUGAGCACCCACCUGGUCGAGGUAGAGGCGCUGCUCAAUUCGCGUCCAAUCGCGUCGCCGGGCAACGAUCACAACGAUGGAGAGGCCCUAACACCAGGACACCUACUAAUCGGGCAGCCUCUGAUCACGCUGCAGCAAGAAUCCGGCACAGGAGGAGUUUGCAGCAAGGCCAGUUGCGCGUAUUUGAAGCGGUGGCGAAUGCUGUCCGCUCUCAAGCAGCAGUUUUGGGACGGCUGGUCCAAGGACUACAUCGCCAGCCUGCAGCAGCGCAACAAAUGGAGCGUCGGAUGCCGCGAUCUGGAGGUCGUCCACAAGGACAACGUGCCCCCGCAGCGUUGGCUAACAGGCCGCGUGGCCUGA
Drosophila santomea is the source of this 642-nucleotide messenger RNA. RefSeq lists its product as uncharacterized. The transcript has 2 exons. Bases 1 to 642 code for a protein of 213 amino acids. The record is from RefSeq and is a predicted model, not a curated record. Lineage: Eukaryota; Metazoa; Arthropoda; Insecta; Diptera; Drosophilidae. Gene Ontology annotation, biological process: DNA integration. Gene Ontology annotation, molecular function: nucleic acid binding.